Molecule: messenger RNA, 1404 nt
Organism: Sodiomyces alkalinus F11
Lineage: Eukaryota; Fungi; Ascomycota; Sordariomycetes; Glomerellales; Plectosphaerellaceae
Exons: 2
Coding region: 1-1404 (467 amino acids)
Source: RefSeq, a predicted model, not a curated record
AUGGGGAAGACCAUCGCGGCGCAGGCGGAGGACAAGGGGAGGAGACGAAAAUGCGCACAGGUCGUCGGGGAGGUCGGCGAAGACGACCACGACGACGACGAUUCGGAUACGCAGGGCGUUGGUUUAUCAUCUUCGACAUCUAAUAAGCGGUUCGUUAGCGAUCCGCUCCAGUUUACGGGUAUAGAGCCGGGUGACCGGGCUGGGCACGUUGUGCGGAGAGGCUACGCCUACGAGGAUUCGGGCGACGAGGACGAGGACGAAGACGACGAAGACGACGACGACGAAGACGAGGACGCUUCUUUAGUGGACUCCGACGACGACGACGAGUACGGAGACGGAACACAGCUGGCGGUGGCAGACAAGGAAGAGGCCUUGGUCCAGGCGGCCCUGGCGCGCAUUCGACGUGCGCAGGAACGUGGCAAGCAGGAGGUCAAACUCAACAAGCAGGAACUUGCCGCGCUCGAAAGGCGGCGGAGGCGGCUGCAGGAGGAAGAAGAGGCCAGGCGGGCCAACGAACGAAAGAAGCGGAAGCAAAAGAAACAGCGCAUCGCCAUACCUCUCUCACAAUUGGAUCCGACCGCCACAAUACCCAAGAGAAAGAGCCAAAAAUCACCUGCUGGCUCCGACGACAACCUUCACCGGCACGCGUCUCCGGCCAACGUGGUGGAAACGCAGCAACGGGGACCGUUGCCUCCCAUGGGCUACUUCCCGCCCCCAAAUACGGCCGCACGCAGUCGGCCUCGGUCAUCCACAUCGGCCUCACAGCGGCCACCAUCCCGGGCCAUGGAGGAGCAUGGCUCUUCACCUCUGCAACAUGCGUACCCUCCGCCGCCGGCGGGUGCGCCCAUUUCCCACCGCCACGUCUCUGACACGACGAGCUCACGGCCUCGCUCAUCCCGAAGCUCCCUGCCGCCUGAAGAGGCAUGGGUGCCCCACAUGUCCCCAGCAUCUGCCGCCACGGCCACGGCCACUGCCGCAUCUUCCGGGCCCAGAACCCGCUCUUCCGUGGACCCGUUCGCGUUCCAGACGGAGGGCCCGCGCGCGCCGUAUUCCUCCGGCGCUGGGGCCGUCUCCCAGAGACACACCCCGAGUCCGGCAGAGUCGCGACGAGCUUCAAUCGUCCCUGCUGCAGCUAGGGGCGGCAGGGGCUCGCGCAGGCCCAGUCCCGACCGCCCGGAGACGGACUCGGCCAGCGAGACGAGCGACCCGGACACGAGCGACGAUCUGGGCAACGGCGUACAGAUUGUGGAGCCGCCCAGGCGGGGGAGGAGACGGGAGGAGAUCAUCGUGGAAGAGGAGCCGGCACCGUCCCGGCGGUCGUCUCGGAACAAGAAACCGGUCAAUCCGUCGCCGGUUAAGAAGAAGUCGUCGUCGAGCAGUGUGUGGAAGAAGAAGAAGAAGUGA